GAAGCUCCGGUCACAGGUGGCUGAAGACACACCCACAGCAAACAGAGGCCAGAGAAUGAGCGUGAGAACAGGUUUUACACAGGUUUUAUUCUCACACACCCUUCACAAGCCAGAAGAACUUACAGGGUAACUACGAGAAGAUCCUUCAUCAUGCAGUGCCCACAAUCUCCAGGGCGAAUGCUUUCAGAGGAGCAGUUCUCCUGCUCCAUCUGUCUGGAGGUCUUCGUCGAGCCCGUCUCCACUCCGUGCGGCCACACUUUUUGUAAGGCCUGUCUGCAGGGUUUCUGGAACCACAGCAAGAAGUUUCUGUGCCCCAUGUGCAAGAAAGCCUUCUCGAAAAAACCAGAGCUCAGCGUCAACUGCGUGCUAGCCGAGAUAGCCGAACAGUUCCAAGGUCUGUCGACGAUGUCCUCGGUCGACCGGGCCAACGCUGACUUCGCGAAUUCCCCACAGAAAGACGACGACUGGGGAGACUUUGCUAAAGCGGGAGACGUGCCAUGCGACGCCUGCAUCGGCCGGAAGAUGAAGGCCACGAAGUCGUGUCUGAACUGUCCGGGCUCGUUUUGCGAAGCUCACCUGCGGCACCAUAAGAAGGGGAAGGCGAUGAACUCGCACAAGCUGGUGGAGCCCAUACACAACCUGGAGGACAAGAUGUGCAAGACACACAAACGCCUCCUGGACGCCUACUGCCGAAACGAACAUGUGUGCAUCUGUAAGGAGUGCGCAGAGUCCUCGCAUAAAGGCCAUGACGUUGUCUCCACUGAACGAGAGUGGAAGAAAAAAACGAGUCAGCUGGGAAAGAAAAGGUCAGAACUGAAACAUCUGAUCAAGGAGCGAGAAAAGAAACUCGAGGAAAUCAAGCAGUCCAUCAAAGUCCUCAAAGACAACAGUCAGAAGGAGAUCGAGGAGAGCUGGGCGGUUUACGCGGAGCUGCAGCGGCUGCUGGAACAGUCUCAGGCCGAGCUGCUGGAGCUCAUCACCACACGGCAGAAACAAGCAGAGCAGCAGGCCAAAGAUCUGGCCAGCGGCCUGGAGCACGAGCUCAACACCCUAAAGAAGAGGAGCAGCGAGCUGGACGCGCUCGCUCAAACACAGGACAGGGUGCUCUUUCUACAGUUCCUCCCAUCUCUUCCUCCUCCACCGGAGCCGUCUGAUUGGUCAGCGGUGUCUGUAAACACGGAUCUGUUCCUCAGCACCAUCAGGAAGUCCGUCUGCUCUCUGGUGGACAAAUUCCAACAUGAGGUCAAACGGCUUUAUGGGAAAGAACUCAGGAAGCUGCAAAACUAUGCAAGUGAGGUGAUCUUGGAUCCUGCCACAGCUCAGCGCGAUCUCUGUCUUUCCGAGGAUGGCCGGCAGGUGCGCUAUGAAGAGCAGCGAAAGAGCUCCACGCAUUCAGACACGCCGCGCCGUUUCAGCCCAGCGCUGUUCGUCCUGGCGCGUGAAGGUCUUUCUUCUGGAAGACACUACUGGGAGGUGGACGUGGGACACAAGACCGCUUGGACCGUAGGAGUGGCCCGCGGGUCGGUGCGUCGCAAAGGAGAGAUCCGCCUCAAUCCAGAAGGCGGCUUCUGGUGUUUAUGGCUGAAGAGCGGAGAAGUGAAAGCCCUUACUGGCAACAGAGUUCCUCUGCAUCUCGCCACACUGCCUCAGAAGCUGGGCAUCUUUCUGGACUACGAAGCUGGCCAGGUGUCCUUCUAUGACGUGAAGACACGCUUUCAUCUCUACACAUUCACCGAUGUGUUCACUGAGAGCGUCUACCCCAUUUUCAGCCCUUGCAUCAAUCAGGAUGGAAAGAACCCCGGAGCGCUGGUCAUCACGGCCGUUAAACACAGCUGAGAGGGCAAACUCGCUCCCAUGCAUUUUUCAUUAGUUUCUAAAACAUUGGUACAAACUUAAGAUCUACCAAAUGGACUGUGGACAAAUAAAACACUUUUUCAUAAGAGUUCUCUCUGCCAAUCUUAAAACACAGUUUGGGAACCGACAUGCAUCCAGUGUAAAAAGACUAUACGUUACUUUAAAAGAUGCGGACCGUUCCAAACUACAAAUACACUACCAUUAAAACUUUGCGGUCAGUAAGAAAGGAUGCGAGGAUGCAUUGACUCAAUCAAAAGUCAUAAUAAAGGCAUGUUACAAAUGAUUUCUACAUCAAAUAAAUGCUAUCAUUUUGAACUUUCUAAUAUUUCAACAUUGAUAAUCAGAAAUGUCUCGAGCAGCAAAUUAUUUCUUAAAAGUCAUGUGACACUGAGGACUGGAGUAAUGAUGCUGAAAAUUCAGCUUUGAUCACAGGAAUAUAUUUAAUUUUCCAAUAUAUUCACACAGAAGACAGCUAUUUUAAAUUGUAAUAUUAUUUCACAAUAUUGCUGUUUUACUGCAUGUUUUCUAUACAUUUGCAUUUUCUGUUUUUCAGGUUUGAAAUGCACUGACAAGCGUCUUUGAAUUUACUGACCCCAAACUUUUGAAUGGUCAUGUACUUCGGUUCACUUACUAUUAACAUGAACAAUAAAUUUAAUUCAAAGUUUAGGAAUUUGUGAAUAAACAUACAGAAUUGUAACAACAUUCUAAAAUCCACACUAUAACCCAAUCAUUUAAACAUCUGAAUUUAUAUUACUCAUUGAAAAAAAUGUUAUGAAUGUGUAUGGGUCAUACAACAAUGUAUAAGCUAAAUAUAUCAACUGUUUAGAUUAGAUCACUUAUAUAUUUCCUGUGUUUGUUUUAUAACCAGGGUGUCAUAAUGUAUGGAUACAAGUUUCUUUGCAAAAAUUUUAAAUAAAAUUCAUAAUAAUCAA
Molecule: messenger RNA, 2786 nt
Organism: Labeo rohita (rohu)
Lineage: Eukaryota; Metazoa; Chordata; Actinopteri; Cypriniformes; Cyprinidae
Gene: btr12
Product: bloodthirsty-related gene family, member 12
Exons: 7
Coding region: 151-1836 (561 amino acids)
Molecular function (GO): protein binding; zinc ion binding
Source: RefSeq, a predicted model, not a curated record